Chlamydomonas reinhardtii is the source of this 1477-nucleotide messenger RNA. RefSeq names its product dephospho-CoA kinase. Gene Ontology annotation, molecular function: dephospho-CoA kinase activity; ATP binding. NCBI's taxonomy places the organism in Eukaryota, Viridiplantae, Chlorophyta, Chlorophyceae, Chlamydomonadales, Chlamydomonadaceae. Gene Ontology annotation, biological process: coenzyme A biosynthetic process. The transcript is spliced from 6 exons. Bases 294 to 965 code for a protein of 223 amino acids. The record is from RefSeq and is a predicted model, not a curated record.
GUAACUGAAUAAAUUCAUAUAAAGUCACGACGUAGCUGCUUGCUAGCACAGCCCUCCAGGGCUUGCGAGCUCCUUGCUCCUUCCGCGCGGGCACCGAGGCCGACGUAACGACUGGGGGGCUCAGUGUGAAAAAUACCUUAUGCCGAGGAAACAUAUGUAGUGUGCAAGAACGGGCGAGAGCCUGCACAUCGGCCCGCGUGGUCAGCCCUGCCGCGCUCGGGGGCCCGCCGCCUGACCACCUCCGCCAACCUGCUCGAAGUUUUCGCGCCGGGACCCUCACCGCUGCACCUGCCAUGCGGGUGGUCGGCCUUACCGGCGGCAUCGCCACGGGCAAGUCCACAGUGUCACGGGAGCUCAGUGUGCAAGGCAUCACCGUCAUAGACUGCGACAAGUUAGCACACGCCGCCACCAGCAAGGGGUCAUGGGGCUGGAAGCGCGUGGUGCAGGCCUUCGGGCGGGACAUACUCACCGCCGAGGGCGACAUUGACCGCGAGCGACUGGGCGGACUGGUAUUCAAUGACGCCGCCGCACGCCGCCGCCUCAAUGCCGCCACACACCUGCCGGUGGCGCUUUCGCUGGCGCGCGCGCUGCUACUCAGCUGGCUCAGCUGCAAAUGGGUGGUGGUCGUGGACAUGCCACUGCUGUUUGAGACGAAGUCGCACAAGCUGACUCGGCCCAACGUGCUGGUCGCCUGCAGCCCGGAGCAGCAGCUGGGCCGGCUCUUGGCUCGUGACGGCGGCAGCGUCGAGCGGGCCCAGGCACGCAUAGCGGCGCAGAUGCCGCUGGACGCCAAGAAGCGGCUGGCCGACAUCGUCGUUGAGAACGACGGCUCGGUGGAGCAGCUGAAGGCGCAGGUCCGCCGGCUGUCAGAGCGGCUGCGGCGGGGGAGCCUGCUGUGGGGAGUCCUGACUUCGCCGCUGGCCGUGAUGGCACUCGUGGCGGCAGUGGCACUGCGCCUGCGGUGAUUGCAGAAGGUGCCGUAACAAUGCAGCAUUACGGUACAAAGCUGUCACGCGUGUCCAUGGUUUCUUUCAUGCUAUCAUUACAUCGACGUGCGUUAUCAUACGGUGACAGCACAAACAUGCUGGUGUGACCGGUGGGAAAGGAGAGUAAGCCAAGCAGGGCCAGGUGGGGCAGCCUAGCGUCCAUGCCGCCGGCGGGCACGUGUUCGCCACGUAAGCAAAAUGCUACAUUGCAACGGUACAAGAGGUCACGGGGAUGCAGCCGUGAAGCAGGAACGCCUUGACGUUCAUGACGGUCCCCGUUAUUGACGUGCUUGAAAGAACGCAACACGCACAAGCGAACAUGACGUUGUAGAGCCGGCCAGUAAGCUAGUGCACAAGCAAAAAGAAAAGCGUGAGCAUGAGCCCAUGUGCUCGUGUUGUGGGUUGACACGUUUUGGACGGUUUGACGUUUUACCAUCUCGUCCUUUCUCUGGACACGCGCAUUCUGGCGAUUCGCAACCCCGAAAGCCAGA